Cladocopium goreaui is the source of this 4507-nucleotide messenger RNA. NCBI's taxonomy places the organism in Eukaryota, Dinophyceae, Suessiales, Symbiodiniaceae. The record is from the annotation of a GenBank genome assembly.
AUGGUGCGUCGCCGGAGCACUGGGACAGCGGUGGCCAUAGCGUGUGUUCUGUACUCGCGGAUGGAUGUGACAGACGUCAGCCUGAUUGACUCUGAAAAGAGGGCUACGGAAGAGAUUCUGGCGCGAAUGCCCGCUUUGAAGCAGAUUGGACCCUCCUGUGGCUCCACGUGUUUGUCGAUGUGCCUGGAAUUUCAGGGACUUCCCAUGGAUCCCAGACUCAUUGAGGAACGGAUCCAUCCCUACGGCCGGGUGGAUUUGGGCGAGGUGCCCUUUGCCAUGGCGAACUUUGCCAAGCGCUUAGGGAUCAACGCGCAGAGCUAUUGCCACGGAACUCUGGAAGGUUUAGCUGAGCAUUUGAGAAAGGGAUGUGUGGUCAUUGUGAUGAUCAACUAUCGUCACGGCACGGGUCACUUGGUGAAUCUCCUGGGCUUCGACCGGGACGACGGCCACAUUGUCGCAGUACGCCUGCGCAACCCCUGGGGCUUUGAUGAGACGAUGCCGGCGGAGCAGUUCAGAGAGGAAUGGCACUGCCUGCGGCAGUGCAGAAACUCCAAGCUGGGAUGCUGGCUGCCUGUGUUUGAUGCUGGCUACAUGGUCAUCGCCCCGAGCCACGUGGUGUUACCACCUCCUCCUGCCUCGCAAGUGCUGCAUUCGGCGCCCAUGGAUGUGUUGGUGACGGCAGUGAAUGGCAUUGGGGGGAGUUUCUGCACCAUCUCUGCUGGUCAUUGGCUGCUGGGCCUCAGUCAACUGCUGGGGAACGUGCUGGCGACCCUGGGCGGCCUCAGUGCCUACGUUUUGGGGAAUUUGGUGGGGUUGAAUCUGGAAUUCCUGGGCCACGAGCUGCGCAUUUCGGGUAGUGGCAGCUCCGUCAUCGCCUAUGGUCUCGAAAUGACGGGCUGGUGCCUUUCGAUGGUCGCAGGUCAGGCGAUCCAAAAGGAACUCUCCUCCGAGGCCAUCGUGGCCUGGGAGCGAAAGAUGCGCCACGCGGGGCUCACGUUGCCCGUGCAGGAACGGGUCGUGGUCUCUGCUCGUGGCGGCGGUCCUCAAGGUUUGCCUUUCAAUGAGGUGAACCCGUCCUACGAAGCGGAUCAAGACAUUUGGGGUCGAACCCUGGGCCUUCGCACGCUCCAAGAAGCUCUACACGGUGAUGUGUCUCAGCCCAUGCCGCGGCCAGUGACUUGGCUGGAGGUUCUUUUCCCAGAGGAGUACCAGAACUUCAAGCAAGGAUGUUCUGAAAGAAUUCUAGCCAUCACUCACAUGAGUUACGUACAGAUUGCCCAUCACUUCUUCAACUGGCCUUUGCCAGACAUUGAGGCCGGGCCACGGUAUGAGGGCGUCCUGUGCCGUGCUUCUACCCAGCCUCCAGACUCUGCAGCGCUUGGCUCAGCCACCACCGCUGGGUUCCCUGCCACACCCGUGACGAGUGGCGGAAUCAACAGGCCUGUGGUGCUGGAGCUCUACAUGGAGGCCCUGUGCAGGCCUGUGGUGCUGGAGCUCUACAUGGAGGCCCUGGGCAGGGCCAUGGACGACAUGCUCCAUGGCCUCAGUUUGCUGGGGCCCAGAAUCGAGCAGAUGGCCGCACACAUCGAGAAGUUAUCCAAGGAGGUGGGGGAUCAGCGUGCACUGCUCAUGCAAAAGGCGGAGCAGCAAGACAUUGCUCAGAUUCCAGCCCUUUCUUAUAUUCAUUCAUGUUCAUCCAUCAUGAUCAGAUGGAACCGCGUGUAUGAUCCUGGUCCAUGUUCCUUGCGUGUUGCCGUGGCCAUGUCGGAAGUUCUCACCGAAGCUUCGGUGGUGGAGACAGAUGGCAAGGCCAUUCAGGAGCUCUUAGAAUCCGUUGCGCGCGCAUGGUGCACUCCCAAGGACAGAAGUCCUGACAAUUGGCAAGAGUUCCUGAAGCUUAGUGGGCCCCCUGUCAUCGAUUGGACUGCCGGAGUGGCCCGUGCUAAGUUUGAGUAUCUCGAGCGUGAUGAGGUGUUGUGCAGUGUGGAUUCUGCCACGGCGGAGUACGACAUCAAAGCUGGCAAGUUGAAACAGCAGCUGAACCACUUGGGUCACGGCAUGGCCCAAAAGAUCGACCAGUUAGAUCGUGAUGCCCAAGAGUUCAUGCAAUCCACGGUGCAGAAGAUUGACACCCUAGGUGGUGAGCUGCAAGGCACUGCGGGCAGCGGACGCGUGGAUCACCUGGAGGAGCGGCUCACAAAGGCCUUCCAAGCCAUUGAGCGGAAAGCCGAGGCGGCGGCCUUCCGAAGACUUGAGGAGCAGGUCCUGGAGAUUGGCGGCUAUGUGGAAACCAAGGCAGAGAUGGCACAGCUUCAAUCUGCUGAAGAGGUAUUGAAGGUCUUAGAGCAGAGCAUCAGCAAAACGGCCGCAGUGACGGAUUUGGAGCCUCUGAAGCGGCAGCUCAAGGAGCCCGCCAUGGACGUCCCCGCGCCCGACGUCACGUCCGCAACGGAGCUGGGCGUCGCCGCUGGGUCGCCCGUGGGCUCUGCCACGGAGGCGGUGCGGCGGCUGCGUGAGGUGGCGGAUGCGACAGAUGAGGCCUGGGCGCCCUACUUUCGAGAGAACCAGCUGGAUACGUUGCUGACGGAGAUGGUGGCAGGCCUAAGCAGUUCCGAACCACCGGAUCCGAUUCAAUGGAUGAUCCGGCACCUGGUUCAGCAUCGCAUGGCGGCCGGUACAGUGGCGACGCCGGCGAGCGAACAAACGGGUGAGGUGAAGAAGGGGAAGAAGGGGAAGAAGAUUGGUGUGAACAUCAGCGCCUGUCUUAGGAGAGGCUGCCGAGCCCUGUUAGACAUCGUUUGUGAGGAAGGCUCCUCAUGGGAACUGAUUGAGGAUCCUUCCAACACCCAGGCACCCAUCUUCUUCGUUUGGAGUGGCCAGGGCCUCCUUCAGCGCCUGAACCACCCGGCGGGCUCCGAAAAGGUGCCACGGAUGCCCAGCAGCGCAUGGGUGAACCGCUUCCCGGGCAUCGGAUGCAUCUGCGACAAGGUCAACAUGGCUUUGGCCUUGCGUUUGCUACAGAAGAUGUGGCCCGAGAAGUUUCGCUUCUGGCCCAAGAGUUGGCUGCUCCCAGCCGAAGUCGAUGAGCUCUCCACCUGGCUAGACAAACACAAGUCUGAUACGGUGAUCGUCAAGCCCGAGGGCGGCUCGCAGGGCGAUGGCAUUUUUCUGGUGCAAACCGCGUCGGAUCUUCGCUUGAAGCUGUCGGCAAAGCCGCACUUUGGCGCGGGCUUCGGCGCGUUGGCGCAGCGAUAUCUCCCAGAGCCCCUGUUGUUGGACGGCCUGAAGUUCGACCUCCGUCUCUACGUGGUCGUCACCUCCGUGGACCCACUGGUGGCGUACCUGUCGCGCGAGGGCCUGGCGCGCUUCUGCACGGCCAAGUACGAGGCGCCCAGCACGGCCAAUGCCAACGAUGCCUACAUGCAUCUCACCAACUACUCAGUGAACAAGAAGUCCGCUGCCUUCAAGGACGAGGAUCCCUUCACUGUGCACACGCAGGCUUCGAAGCGUCCGCUCUCCACGCUGCUGCUGCAGAUGGCAGCGCAGGAAGAAGCCGCUGGACGCGCCUUUGAUGAGGACAAAGUCUUCCGCUCCUUCGAGGAGGUCUGCGCGGUGUUGCUGCAAGCGAUGGCACCGGUGAUCAAAGUGACCUAUGAUCGCGUGGCGAAAGAGUCCCGGCCCAAGCCGAAGCCGAAAGCCAAGUCCCCCAAGAAACGGCCGAGAGGCGACAUAGAGGAGGAAGAAGAGGAGGAAGACGAAGACGAGGAGAUGUAUGCCCCGAACUGUUUUCAGAUCCUGGGGGUGGACGUCCUCCUGGAUUCCUCCCUACAGCCGUGGCUCCUGGAAGUCAACGCCCGUCCCUCGAUGGACAUCUCCAACCCGCUGCGUCUCUCCGACGCCCCGCCGGGCACGCGGCGCUGCGUCUGUCGCGACAUGGAUGGAGAGGAGCACUGCCACGUGCACAGCGAGGUGGACGUUCGCGUGAAGCGUAUGGUGGUGGACGGUGCGCUGCGGAUGGCGGCUGCCAACGGUGAACCCAACGAGGUCCCUGAGAGCUUUGUGAAGAUGAACUUCGAUCGCUAUAGCCCCUCUGAGGCACAGGAGACCUUGUCAGCUGUUGCCAGAAUCUUCCAGGAAGCAGGUGGCUCCAAGAAGGCCUUCACCACCUCUGGGGUCCGAAGGACCUUGGCCAAUGCAGUCAAUGCCGGAUUGCCCGCGCACGAACUGGAUACCUUGGUGACGAAAUGGAAACAUCAAGGCUAUCGCCAGGAUAUCCAUUCGGAGGAUGACAAUGCUGAGAUCGGCGUUCUGGACUUCGCCUCCUUACUGCAGGAGAUCGCCCUGGUGCGUAGCAAGGAUGAGGAUCCCCUGGAGGCCCUGGUUUCACUGAUAGAGCUGUGCGACCCUGGUGCCUAAUGAGCACCGAAAAAACGGAUGGGACUUCCACGCUGAUGGGGGUAGAUGUGAUGCGUCCGAAAAUUGUUGAUCCAGACUGGUUGGUGGUUUG